AUAUUCGUCAUUUUAGUGCAAUUAUUGAAUUGCAAAAUCCAAGUAAUGAAUUAAUUAUUGAAUGGGCAAGUAUGAUCGGCCUUAAAGUUUUAUAUGAUUUGAUAUUAUUCACCGUGAUUAUCACAAUGGAAUUUUUCCUAUUACUUAAUAUGUAUAAAACAUCAACCGCAAUAUCAGAUGCAGAUGAUAAUGAUAUUUAUAGGAUAAUUCCUUAUGUUGCACCGGAGAUUUUUCAAGGGAAAGAAUAA
Molecule: messenger RNA, 248 nt
Organism: Funneliformis geosporum
Lineage: Eukaryota; Fungi; Glomeromycota; Glomeromycetes; Glomerales; Glomeraceae
Source: the annotation of a GenBank genome assembly